AUGUCUUAUACUACGACAGCAACCGAAGAGGUCACAGCUUCAUUCCCGAGCCUCAAGCGUUUAGAAAUAGGACCAGAUGAAUACCCUGACCUGGAUCCGGAAUGGCGAAAACUAUGGAACACUCAUGGAAGUUCCAUGAUUCGAGCUGAUGAGGUCAGCAUUGAAGAAUACCGUCUCAAUCCAGCAAAGUACAGCUUCACAUAUCCAACAUGGAAAGGCCCCGAAGUCUUUCAUGUUGAGGAUAGACAAAUCCCUGUGACAGCGCCAGAAGGCCUGAUCACGAUCAGAGUCUACACUCCAGAAGGCCCCGGGCCGUUUCCUGUUCAUAUCAACUUCCACGGUGGAGGUUGGGUACUGGGCGGUCUUCAAUCGGAAGCGGCGUGGUGUCGACAAAUAUGCAACAAGGCGGCUAUCAAAGUCAUUGACGUUGACUAUCGCAUGGGUCCUGAAUGUAGGUAUCCAACUGCUAUUUACGACUGCUGGGAUGCUGUGAAAUGGACCAUAGACAACGCGACUGAGCUUAACGUCAACCCGAAAAGCGUUUCAUUUGGUGGUCUUUCAGCCGGUGGUCACAUGACUGCUGUUCUGGGCCACCUUGCUCGUGAUGAGGGCAUCGACAUCAAGUUGCAGCUCAUGAUUGUCCCGGCCACAGACAUGCGAUACUGCAACUCCAAGAUAAAACAACUCACAGCAGAGAAUUGUCCUUAUGAGAGUGUUUUGCAGCUCAAGGACGUACCCUGGGGACCUCUUGGGCGAGAACAAUGGUUCUUGAAAUAUUUUGUUGGCGAGGAUGCUGACGAGCUUGAGGAAAAGCUGAACAACGAGUGGAUUCUCACACCUGUCAUCGCUUCAAACUUCAAAAACCUUCCUCGGGCGCACAUCGUUACUGCAGAAUUCGAUCUGGAGCGAGAUGAGGGGGAGUAUUAUGGGAAGUUGUUGAAGGAUGGAGGGAAUGAGGUCACUAUGAAGCGUUAUAGUGGUUGUCCUCAUGCUUUUGCGCAUUAUAAUCAUCCGGAGAGGGGAUUGGCUAAGAGUUUCGAGUUCAUUGAGGAUACGACUGAGUUGCUAAGAUAUGUACAUGAGUUUAGUAUAUAA
Messenger RNA from Fusarium odoratissimum NRRL 54006, 1095 nucleotides. RefSeq lists its product as uncharacterized. The record is from RefSeq and is a predicted model, not a curated record. The coding region runs from base 1 to 1095 and encodes 364 amino acids. Gene Ontology annotation, molecular function: hydrolase activity. The transcript has 3 exons. Lineage: Eukaryota; Fungi; Ascomycota; Sordariomycetes; Hypocreales; Nectriaceae.